CUGAAUCACCACAAAGAUGUUGUCAUCAUGGCAAACCAGCAUUUCACAGCUCAAACUCUUCAGAGCUUCCUGUGUGGUGCGCAGUUUGUCAGUUCGAUCAGAAGGAGUGCAGACUGACUGCUCUUCUGGCAGCUAAAUCUAAACAAGCAGAACCAACGAUCCAAAUGUCAAACCCAGUGGUUACCAAUCAACCAGGUGCAGGCGGCUAUGGGACAAAUGUCCAAACUGGGGAGUGGAGCACUGGCCUGUGCUCCUGCUGCAGUGACAUAUUGAUCUGUGCUCUUGGUUGCUUCUGUCCAAUUGCAUUGAGCUGCUACACAGCGAAUAAAUAUGGAGAAAACUGUUGCUUGGGUUGUGUGCCGGGAGGCACAACAGCCAUGAGGACUCACAUGAGACUGACCUAUGGUAUUCAGGGGACAAUAUGCAACGAUGCCUUGAUGACAUUUUUCUGCGGACUUUGUGAGGUGUGCAGGAUGGCACGAGAAAUCCGCAUCAGGAAUGGAGAAGUUUCAUCAUAACAGCAAUAAAGGAUUCUGACCCACUAUGUGUCUCGUUUUAUACUGAUAAGAUCAUUUCUCUAUUGCUGUAAAGCCUGGCUUUCAUUGAAACAAUAAAGAAACCACUACAAAAUUUCAUUUAAAAACAUUUAACAUUCAAUUAAGUUCGGAAUUUCAAUAAAAAAUAUUGUUAUAGACAAAACAAGAGAAGUUUCAUUAAAAACAAUACAUUUGAUUUAUCCUGUGAACCAGGUUCUAUCAAGAUUAAAAAUGAUAUUGAUGGAAAGUGUGUCGACAACAAUUCAAAAGAGAAAUCAUGUAUAUAGUUUCAUUACAUCUUUUGUUUUUCUUUGUCAAUUCAUGUACUUAUUUGUUGAUCAAAUAUUCAUUUUAUGGUUUGAACACGAUACAAUAAAAAAAAGGAAAACAACAUUCAAGAUGAAGCCUUUUGUACAACACUGUCAAUAAAAAAUAUGAUUGUU
Scomber scombrus (Atlantic mackerel) is the source of this 979-nucleotide messenger RNA. RefSeq names its product cornifelin homolog. The coding region runs from base 165 to 518 and encodes 117 amino acids. The record is from RefSeq and is a predicted model, not a curated record. The transcript is spliced from 4 exons. Gene Ontology annotation, cellular component: cornified envelope. NCBI's taxonomy places the organism in Eukaryota, Metazoa, Chordata, Actinopteri, Scombriformes, Scombridae.